CCAGCCAGAGGAGAGAAGUGGGCGACACACAGAGACAGAGAAGGGAGCCAGAGGAGAGAACCAAAGAGCCAGUCAUAGAGAGAGUGAGAGGGAACGGGAGCUGUGGGACGUGAGGUGAAAAUGGCACAACGUCUGCGUUUGUACUUUGGCUCAGGCCGCAGUAACACAGCCCCGGAGAUACUGGAAGGAGACACUGAAGAGCAGCAGGGAGAUAAUGACGUGGUCACGGCGCUCCGCAUGCAGCCACCUCCGGUACCGAGGCCUUCUCAAGAGCAAGCUGCGCAGAAUGUCCCAACAAGGGAUUUUGGUUUGCGCUCGGAGCCUUCGCUUAAACGCAGCUCCUCCAUGUUCAUACCCCAGCUUGCCGCCUACACUGACCCACGGCCCACUAAGAGCUCCUCCAUGCACAUCUCCCUCCAGCGUUCCAAUGGAUCAAGUAAUGGAGAUUCCAGUGGCCAUGCUGAUGAUGUCCCGCCACCUUGUUAUACUCCCCCAGGACCGGCGCCUGCCUAUACCGAACCACAGAUACAAGCAGAUGUUCCACAGCAGCCGCCUCCUCCAUACUACAGCCCACAUUCUUUAAACUCACAAACUUUUCUGACAGAGCCGAACCUGCCCAAACGCAGGGUCUUUAGUAUUGGUUCAAAUGGCCAUGCUGUGUAUAGCCGAGGACAACCUGGCAUCAGUGUUGGUGGAAUCUGUAUCCAGAGGAACUCUCCUGAUGGUUCUGAUAUCCAGCAUUUCAGAAUCCUGCCUUACGGUGGUACUGGCUGGUCUGUCCAGCAGCAGAGCUUGGACCGUUGCUUAGGCGCUAAUGGUGGAACACAGAGACUAGUGUUUCAGCUCCAGCAAAAUCAGAACCAGGAUCAGAGGCAGGGCAGGCAACAGGCUGCUGCAUCACAGGAAGAAUGUACAGAUGUUGGCUUUGCCAGCUCUAGAGGUAGCCGUUUGGUGCAUUACCCCAGGAUUCGAUUGGAGAGAAACUCAUCUCAUCAGAGGCUGUUGCUGGAGAAUCAACAUCAGAAAACUGGUGCAGAUAGUCAGUCUACAGAGGAGACCCAACCAGACAUGGAGACACAGAGAAUGGAAGCAAGAAACAUAAAUAAUGGUUGUACUUUCAAAAUCAGUGGAGAUACCCCUAGAAGACAGCCUCAUUUCAAGAUAUACUUUACCCCGGGUGGAGGUGGAGAUCAGGAUGUGAGCCUUGGCAAUGAUCUGACGAGGAAUAAUCCCAAGACCAGAGAUGAUUUCCUGGGUCAAGUUGAUGUUCCACUCAGUCAUUUGCCGACAGAGGACCCAACUAUGGAGCGGCCCUACACGUUUAAAGACUUCCUCUUGCGGCCCAGAAGUCACAAGUCCAGGGUGAAGGGUUACCUGCGUCUGAAGAUGGCCUAUCUGCCUAAACAAGGAGGCCACGAGGAGGAGGCUGGAGAAAUGAGGGAGGAGGCUGAGGGAUGGGACGAGUCUGCGGACUCAGGCUCCCAGCGACCACAGCAGCUGCUGCCCCCAUUGCCCCCAGGCUGGGAGGAGAAGGUGGACAACCUGGGACGCACAUACUACGUCAACCACAACAACCGCACUACACAGUGGAAACGGCCCUCCAACAUGGAUGUGAUAUCAGAGACUGAGAGUGACAAUCAGCAGCGGCAGAUCCAUCAGGAAGCACACCGUGUUUUCCGUUCAAGACGCCACAUUAGUGAAGACCUAGAGAAUGAGCACCUGGAGCCCCGGGACAUGGACAAUUCCUGGGAGCUCAUCACGGAAGAGGAUCCUAACGACAGCUUGUCCCAGUCUCUGCCUGGCCCCUCCUCCAUCUUGACACCACAGCACCCACCAACACCCGUCACCCAGGAGUUUGCCGAAGAUUUGAAUCUGAGGCUGUCACUCACUCCCGAUACCAACGGCGAAGUCCCCGGGCCCAGCUCUGCUCUGACCCAGCUGUCAAACAGACUCCGUUCCUCCAGUAUGACAGAUGGCGUCAGUGAUCAGGCCCAGGCUCCUCCUCUCACGCAGAAUUCCCAGAUCAGAAGAACAAGAGCUCAAACAGUCUCAGGUGGUGAGGAGCCUAUGUCUCCCUCGGCGACUGCUUACACCUUGACCACCCCUGGCCUGCCCCCUGGAUGGGAGGAGAGGAAGGAUGCCAAGGGAAGAACUUAUUACGUCAACCAUAACAACCGCACCACAACCUGGACUAGGCCAAUUGUGCAGCUGACCGAAGACGGAGCCAGCACCUCGGCAGCAGCAGCAGCAGCAGCAUCAGGAGGAGCCUCGGCCCUGGCACCCGCAUCCACCCCCUCCUCCUCCUCCAAUGCCUCCAACAACCACCUCCAUGAGCCCCAAGUCCGACGACCUCGUAGCCUCAGCUCCCCUACUGUCACCCUUUCCACCCCCUUGGAGGGAGCCAACAAUAUCCAGGUACGGAGGGCUGUGAAGGACACGUUCUCCAACCCCCAGUCUCCCCAGCCGUCCCCCUACAGUUCCCCCAAGUCACAGCACAAGGCACAACAGAGCUUCCUGCCCCCGGGCUGGGAGAUGAGGAUAGCCCCCAACGGACGGCCUUUCUUUAUCGACCACAACAGUAGAACAACCACCUGGGAGGAUCCUCGGUUGAAAUAUCCAGUCCAUAUGAGGAAUAAGAACUCAAUGGAGCCUGGUGACCUUGGUCCUCUUCCUCCUGGAUGGGAAGAAAGAGUUCACACAGACGGACGCACCUUCUACAUUGACCACAAUACAAAGAACACACAGUGGGAGGACCCCCGUCUGCAGAGUCCAGCUAUCACAGGGCCCGCUGUUCCCUACUCCAGAGAGUUCAAGCAGAAAUACGACUACUUCAGGAAGAAAUUGAAGAAACCUGCUGACAUCCCCAACCGAUUCGAGAUGAAGCUGCACAGGAACAACAUCUUUGAAGAGUCGUACCGUCGCAUCAUGUCCCUGAAGAGGCCGGAUGUUCUCAAGGCGCGGCUGUGGAUCGAGUUUGAGUCGGAGAAAGGCUUGGACUACGGUGGCGUGGCCAGAGAGUGGUUCUUCCUCUUAUCUAAGGAGAUGUUCAAUCCUUACUACGGCCUGUUUGAAUACUCUGCCACGGACAACUACACUCUCCAAAUCAAUCCCAACUCUGGCUUGUGCAAUGAGGAUCACCUCUCCUACUUCAAGUUCAUCGGGCGUGUGGCAGGAAUGGCUGUGUUUCAUGGAAAACUACUGGAUGGUUUUUUCAUCCGACCGUUCUACAAGAUGAUGCUGGGAAAACAGAUCUCUCUUAAAGACAUGGAGUCUGUGGACAGUGAAUACUACAACUCUCUUAAGUGGAUCCUGGAGAACGAUCCCACUGAGCUGGACCUGAGGUUUUGUAUUGAUGAGGACAACUUUGGGCAGACGUACCAGGUCGACCUGAAGCCCAGCGGCUCAGACAUGGUGGUCACCAACGAGAACAAAAAGGAAUACAUAGACCUGGUCAUCCAGUGGAGGUUUGUCAAUCGAGUCCAGAAGCAGAUGAAUGCCUUCUUGGAGGGAUUCACUGAGCUCAUUCUUAUAGAUCUGAUCAAGAUCUUUGAUGAAAACGAACUGGAGCUGCUGAUGUGUGGUCUGGGAGAUGUCGACGUCAACGACUGGAGACAACACACUGUUUACAAAAACGGCUACUGUCCCAACCAUCCUGUCAUACAGUGGUUCUGGAAGGUUGUCCUGCUGAUGGAUGCUGAGAAGAGAAUCCGACUCCUCCAGUUUGUCACGGGAACAUCUCGGGUGCCAAUGAACGGCUUUGCCGAGCUUUAUGGUUCUAAUGGUCCUCAGCUGUUCACAAUUGAGCAGUGGGGGACACCAGAUAAGUUGCCAAGAGCUCACACAUGUUUCAACCGCUUGGAUCUGCCAACCUACGAAUCAUUCGAGGACCUGAGGGAGAAACUCCUCAUGGCUGUGGAGAACGCGCAGGGCUUCGAGGGGGUCGACUAAAAGUGACUGAGCCCAACCGACCGACAAUUUGAGAAAAGAAAAAUAAAAUAAAACCAACCACAGAGAAAAGACAAAACAUAAAGCCACAGGGAUGUCAAACCAGCUGCUGUAGCAGUUCUGUGCGAGCAUGUUGUACUGUAAUGCCUGACUGUGAGCCACCAACACAGCACAGUGGUUUGAGACUGUACAGCGACUUGUCGAGCCAAUAUGCCUACGUCUUUGUAUCUUUUUCAGUGUGGGUAGGUCACUCCUUAAAGGUGCUGGGGAAAGAAAGGGAGCGUUGCACUGUCGAAUGCUGAAAUCCGCUGUCCGCAGGCAUAAGCGACGACUGAUGAGACCCGAUUCUUUCCCCUCUACCCUUGUCCUGUGAAAAUCUACAGUGCUGGAAAACACUAAUGCAUUUCGAUAGCUCCUUUAUGUACACUAUAGCACAGUGUUCAAGCACCCUUCAGUGGAAGGGUCUUAGCAUGGCCUUAAUCUGGCUCCUACAUGCACUGUUUCUCAAAGAAACUGCAAUGGCACUAUGAUCACACCUCUCUCAAAUCCUUAGACCAACACCAGAUUACCUUAGGAAUGCUAGCCAAUCACAUUUCAGGAAAUCGGCCACACCCCUCCGUAGAGCCUUGUUCAUGUUGUGUGAUCAGAAAUCGCCGCUGCAGCCUUUUGUAGAAUAAAGUUUUUGGUUUUGUUUUUUUUUAACCACUGGUAAGGAUUCAAGAAUGGGGGAUGGCAUAAUCCCCAAAGAUGAUUUUUUUUUUAUAGAUUUUGGCGUCUUUUUUUUUUUUUUUUUUUUUUUUUAAAUAAUCAAUCAAUCAUGGUAUAAUUCUUGCAGGAAAAUACUCUCAACGUAUUUGUACUGAUGAACAAUGUUGUUUACUAUUUUGACGAUUCUAUAUGACAUGGUGUGUGAAGUGUAAAUCCGGCUAGUCUGGGAAACGAUUAAUCCAUAUCAUUUGUUAAGGUGAUAGCAAAUGUGUUGAAUAAAAUGGUUUUUAUUGUAGUGCUAUGAAAGCAGCAUGAAACUGUAUCUUGUGUUUGCUUUGACUACAUAGUAAUUUGGACGUGUAAUCGGUCUCGAGGUCGGGAAGGGAAAACUAAAACUGGGGGUAGUUUCUCGGAGACGUCAUGAUUAUAUUAAUAUUCUCAUGCCUGUUGCUGUUCAUAAUGCUGUAAAUUGUUCUUGGAAAAAAAAAACAUGUUUUAAGUUCUUUCAUGAUAUAUAAAUAUAUGUAUGUAUUACAUUUAACAGAAGUAUUACUGAUCAACAACACUAAAAUGAAGCUGCGUGUGUGUGCGCGGGUGUUUGAGAGAAAAGCUGUGAUUGCCACUGAAUAUAAAGCAGCACGUUUCUUACAAAGAAAAACAAUGUUUUUUCUUUCUUUUUUAUGUUUUUGUUUCUCUCUCCUUUUUCUAACACCGUUGAACCUAAAGGGCACUUUAUAGAUCACUCUGAGGUCAUGCCGCCUAUUGUAUGUCUUGUCAUUAACUUGAAUGUGAUUCUUUUUUUUUUUUUUUUUCAUUCAUAGCACGUACCUGGUGCAAUAUAAAUAGUCUGUAAAUCUGGGCUGCUGCUAAGGUAGGAAAAGUUGACAGAAGUGAAGCAGAGACUUCACAUCCUUUAGUAUUCUCUAUUUUAUCUCUUCUUUUGUCCCCUUUCUCGACCUUGUCUUCCCUUGUGUCUCCUCCCUCCCGUGACUCCCACCGCUCAAACUGGCUCGAGUCAGUUUGGCGGUUUUCUUUUUGUAAUAAAUGACAGUAAAAUCUCACUUUUAAGAUUCCACCACUCUCUGCAACUCCUUGUGGUUCAUUUAACUUCAGUCAAAUAAAAAUGAAACUUCU
Molecule: messenger RNA, 5787 nt
Organism: Toxotes jaculatrix (banded archerfish)
Lineage: Eukaryota; Metazoa; Chordata; Actinopteri; Toxotidae
Gene: nedd4l
Product: NEDD4 like E3 ubiquitin protein ligase
Exons: 27
Coding region: 121-3948 (1275 amino acids)
Biological process (GO): ubiquitin-dependent protein catabolic process; regulation of dendrite morphogenesis
Molecular function (GO): ubiquitin protein ligase activity; protein binding; sodium channel inhibitor activity
Source: RefSeq, a predicted model, not a curated record